UGUCAAUUUGUCAAUAUUAUUUUGAGAGAGAUGUGUGUGAAGUGCAGUUGUUUUCAUUAACUUUUUAUUUUUAUCAGUGUGAAUUUCUGUGUUCAACAUGAGCUAUGUCAGUGAUUUAUCACAAUCUAGUGAAUACCUGAGCUUCCGAAGCAGUAUACCGUUGAGAAAAGUGGUCGUCGACUCAGACGGGGCCAAGACAUGGCGGAUAUUCGAUUCUGGUCCUAAAACAGUGAGCUGUCCUCUGAUAUGUUUACCACCAGUUUCUGGGACCGCUGAUAUAUUCUUCAGACAGGUGAUGGGGUUGUCUUCGCGGGGCGUCCGAGUCAUCGCCGCGGAGGCUCCGGCCUACUGGAACUUGAAGGAAUGGUGUGACGGAUUCAAAAGACUUAUUGACUACUUGGAGCUUGAUCGAGUUCAUAUCUUUGGUGCCUCAUUAGGUGGAUUUAUUGCCCAAAAGUUUGCAGAGUUAACAAUGAACUGCCCUAGAGUAGCAUCUCUGGUUCUUUGUAACACAUUUACGGAUACAACUGUGUUUGAAUACAAGGAUUCGGCAGCAUUAUUCUGGCUCCUACCUUCACUUGUGCUAAAAAGAAUGCUCAUGGGAAAUUUUACAACAGACAAAGUUGAUAAAAGAAUGGCCGAAUCUAUUGACUUCAUGGUUGAGAGACUGGAAACACUAACACAAGCAGAACUAGCUUCAAGACUGACCCUCAACUGCACUCCAUGCUAUGUGCAACCAGAUACUCUUCGCAACAUGCCCGUGACUAUCGUAGAUGUUUGGGACGAAAGUGCCCUCUGUGCCCGAGUGAGAGAAGACCUUUACAAAUCCUACCCACACGCCAAGUUGGCUCACUUGAAGAGCGGAGGCAACUUUCCGUACUUAAGUCGAAGUGACGAAGUCAACUUACAUUUACUUAUCCACCUGCGCCAGUUCGACGGGUCGGAGCUGUGCGCGUCGUACGUGAGCCUCCACAAGACUCGUGAGUCUCCGCAGGACGAGGCCUCCGUCAGCUACUUCAACCAGAGGGACAAAUACGUGCAGAUAUCGUAGGCUACUGGGUAAAUAGUCGGUCUUUAUACAGGUGUUGCUAAAGUGGUAAAGUAUCACCACCACUCCCUUUCGUCGUAGUAUACCACUAUUGUACAUAAUACCCUGUACAUUUAGGAAACCAUUAUUUGAAAUCCAUUGUAAAGGUGAUGAAAAUUCCAUUUUCGUUGUCGUCACCCGUAGGCUAAGCGCGACGGUCGUGAGCUGUGAUGCGAUGCUAAAAUUGCACCUAGGCGUCCUUUGUCAACUUACAUAUUAUUAUAUCUAAGUGGAGUGGUGUGCAAGGAUAAACCUAUGAGAUUGCAUAAAAACCCCGCUCCGCUUCAGUGGAUAGAAGAGUUGCUACCUAGCUACUGCCUCUAAGAUAGUAUGGCGUACCUUAAUAAAAAAACAACUAGUAAAAUCAGUGAUCCGGAACGAGAAAACGAGUAUACAUGCUCUGUAAUCCGGUCCCGGUUAUUUUAGAACCUUAACCUUAAAUAUGAAGCAGUUUGAAGCAUCUCAGAUACAUGCAUUACAUUGUAAUAAGACUGAAUCAGGAAGUAGCAUGUAGUAAUAUGAUACACUGCGGUUUCAAUGAUGCGGCAUGCAUGAUUGAAACUAAAUAUGACUUAAUACCUACCUACAUUGGUAAAAACCUGAUGUGUAACUGUAUAUAGGUACCUUCGUUAAAAAGUUUUUUAGUAGAUAGCG
Molecule: messenger RNA, 1741 nt
Organism: Plutella xylostella (diamondback moth)
Lineage: Eukaryota; Metazoa; Arthropoda; Insecta; Lepidoptera; Plutellidae
Product: maspardin
Source: RefSeq, a predicted model, not a curated record